This is a messenger RNA of Entrophospora candida, 168 nucleotides long. The record is from the annotation of a GenBank genome assembly. NCBI's taxonomy places the organism in Eukaryota, Fungi, Glomeromycota, Glomeromycetes, Entrophosporales, Entrophosporaceae.
ACUCAAGGUUUGAAUAAACAUUUGUCUGAAUACAUGAAAGGACUAACCAUCAAAGUAUUUCGUACAUACAAUGCAUCUUGUACCUUCCAAAUUGAGCUAAAGAAAGGGAUGGAGAAUGCUACUACUGUAAGAGAGAAAAUAGCAGCAUAUAAGAAAGCAAACAGACAG